AUGGCUGCAUCAACAACACGUUCCCAGAGCUUGUCCCACUUCAGGCGCAUCCUCAAGGAAGUCCACCUCCAGUACACACAUCCCAACGAAUUCACAGGAAAGGGCCUCCAUGGCAUCAAUGUCCACUCCAACAAGGUCUGGACCGAAACCCUCAAGGACGCCUUCCGCAAGCACGCCAACGAGACCGACCCUGCUAAGCUGAAGAAACUGGAUACAGACGGAGAGGACAUGGCGAGCUACCUCGAGAGUCAGCGCAGACACAAGGAAUUGGUUGAGAGAUACAACCCUAGCUUCUGGGACGAGGAAAAGGGUCUUCAGGUUGACAAGACCGCCAAGAUGGUUGGAUUCGAGAUGCCUGAAAAGUUUGACGAGACACAGAAGAACGAAAAGUUGGUUGCUGCACCCAGAUUCUCUUAUAAAAAGGACAAGGACGCAGCAGCAGCGGCAGCAGCAGCAUCGGCAUCGGAAAAGUAUGAGGAGCUGCAGGCACCUGAGGAACCAAAGAAGCGUACAUUCAAGAUCCCCAAGGCCUUUGGAUUCGCAGAAGAGGCCGCAGAGGACAUUGGUCGUGCUGGAGAUCGCAAGAUCGAGUAA
Messenger RNA from Gamsiella multidivaricata, 594 nucleotides. RefSeq lists its product as uncharacterized. The transcript has 2 exons. Lineage: Eukaryota; Fungi; Mortierellomycota; Mortierellomycetes; Mortierellales; Mortierellaceae. Gene Ontology annotation, biological process: mitochondrial proton-transporting ATP synthase complex assembly. The record is from RefSeq and is a predicted model, not a curated record. The coding region runs from base 1 to 594 and encodes 197 amino acids. Gene Ontology annotation, cellular component: mitochondrial matrix.